GACAGAUGCCCACACAUGGCCCAGAUGAACCGUCUCGUGAAAAAGGUUUCUGCCAGCCAUACCGAGGCAUUGCCUGUGCUCGCUUCAUUGGCAACCAGAGCAUUUAUGUGGAGUCCCUGCAGAUGCAGGGGGAGAGUGAGAACCGCAUCACAGCCGCCUUGACUAUGAUUGGCACCUCCACCCACCUAUCGGACCAGUGCUCCAGGUUUGCCAUCCCGUCCUUCUGCUACUACGUCUUCCCGCUGUGUGAUGAGGGCUCUCGGGCCCCGCGGCAGCGCCAGCUCUGUCGAGAUGAGUGCGAGGCCCUGGAGAACGACCUGUGCCACACCGAGUACACCAUUGCCCGGUCCAACCCCAUGAUCCUCAUGCAGCUGGAACUCCCCAGCUGCCACCUGCUGCCGCGGUCGGGCACCGCCGACGCUGCUUCCUGUAUGAGGAUAGGAGUGCCAGCAGAAAAACUGGGUCCAUGUAGAUUCCCCUCGGACCACAGCUGCUACAAUGGAAGCGGGGAAGACUACAGGGGCACAGUGAGCAUCACUGCGUCGGGCCAUCACUGCCAGCCGUGGAGCGCUCAGUACCCUCACAGCCACCACCUGUCCCGGGAGUACCCCGAGCUCUGGGGAAGUAGCAACUUCUGCCGUAACCCGGGGGGCCAGAUGCAGGCGCCCUGGUGUUUCACCCUGGACCCUCAGGUCAGGGUGGACCUGUGUGACAUCCAGCCCUGCAAUCCUCCAGAGAACCCUAGGAAGGAGAUCCUGUUCAUUCUGAUCCCUGCGAUCGCCAUCCCGUUGGUCAUCGCGUGCCUCUUCUUUCUGGUUUGCAUGUGUCGCAAUAAGCAGAAGGACUCGUCGGACACGGCGCUCCGCUGCCAGCUCAGCAGCUCCCCCAGCCCGGACAUGGAGCUGUCUCUGCUCAGCCAGCAGAAACAGCAGAAGUAUUAUUUGGGCAGUUCCCCACCGUGGAAAAUUGGUCUUGGGGGGUUUGCUGUGGAGACUUUAGCUACGGUCUGCACCCCCUUGGGAUCCAAACCGGGGAUUUUGAUCGAGUGGUCCGCGGCCCCACUCGCCGUCCCCGGAGACUCCCCCCGGGGAUCACCCCCCAUCGGAGUGUUGGAGCGAGGUUCCAGCAGAAGGCUCGCUUCAAGGACAUCCACGCACCCUCGUUUUGGGAGAGGGUCCAAUAUCCACUCUCCCAGAAAUCCGGACCCACAACACCCCAGACCGUCUCUGGCCCCAUUCGGUUAG
Etheostoma spectabile (orangethroat darter) is the source of this 1244-nucleotide messenger RNA. Its product is annotated as tyrosine-protein kinase transmembrane receptor ROR2. The record is from RefSeq and is a predicted model, not a curated record. Lineage: Eukaryota; Metazoa; Chordata; Actinopteri; Perciformes; Percidae. Gene Ontology annotation, molecular function: protein binding.